Stylonychia lemnae is the source of this 1806-nucleotide messenger RNA. The record is from the annotation of a GenBank genome assembly. NCBI's taxonomy places the organism in Eukaryota, Ciliophora, Spirotrichea, Sporadotrichida, Oxytrichidae.
AUGGUUGAAAGACUUAACAAGGAACCAGAUAUUCGGGAAAAUGAGGCCUUCGAAAACUGGGGUGGAACUGUAUAGACAACCCUUGAUCACCUUCUUUAUGCACCAAAGACUGUUGAAGAAGUCCAGAAAUUUGUUGAGAGUGCAAAGGCAGCAGACAAGUCUGUAAGAUGUAAUGGCUUCUGCCAUAGUUGGUCUAGCAUUUUCGGAGACAACCAACAAUAUUAGAUCUCUCUUCUAACUAAGAAAUUAAUAAAGUCAAGAUUAACUUUCUAAGAUUGCUUGGAUAAAGCAGCAAAAUUAAAGAAAACUGAACUCAACUAAAUAGAGGUUGUCGGAAAAGAUGAGGCAACUGGAAAGGGUCUGAUCAGAUUAGGUGCUGCUACAUUAAACGCUCAGUUUUUAAACUGGACUAAUCAACAACUUUCAAGUGGAGUUGAAGAAUUGUGGGCACUACCACUGAAUGUUAUAAUGAUUGAAAUCACUUUUGCUGGUAGUAAUGCUCCAAUCUGUCAUGGAGCUGGAAUAAAUACUCAGACUCUCAGUGAUCUAGUAUAUGAAUUGGAAUAUAUUGAUUGCAAUGGAAAACUCUAAAAAUUUAAAGCUGACUCAGAUUCUUCAAAGCUUUUAAUGUAGUCUGCUAGUGGCUGCUUUGGUUUAUUAGGAGUUGUAACUCAUCUAACACUCAAGGCUGACCCAAUGACUUAUGCACAUUUUACUACAUUCAAAGAAGAUAUAUUAGAAGCUGUGCCAUAUCCUUCAGAUUACGACUCAUAGAUAAAUGGUUCCUAACUCCCAAGAGAAGUCAAAAAGGCAUAUUCAAAAAUGAGUCUUUAGGAUAAGUAACAAGCUUUUGCUAAGUUUGCUUAAAGAUGCGAAGAAAGCUAUUAUUCUGAGUUCUUUUGGUUCCCAUUCCAAUCUAAAAGCUAUGUAUUAGCCUGGAAAAAUGAUGCAAAUAAGAGUGAUGCAGUGGGAAACCAUUUGUCCUCUAAAUUGAGUGAGAUCGGCUCAGCUGCUAUUUAAGCAAUAAUGACAACAGCUUAGAAUCUCAUUCCUAAGGAUAAAAGACAAAAGCUAGAGGUCUUAACUGCAAAAGUUUUUGGAACCUUAGCAAUGGCGCAACUUAAAACCUAUGACACAUCGGUACAAUUGAUGGAAGCCCUUCAUUUUAGAAGAGGAAUUCAAAAUUUUGAAGUCUUGGACAUGGAAGUUGAAAUUCCAUUGCCAAAAUUAGCUAAUGGGUCUAUUGAUUGGAGUAUUGCUCACAAAGCUUGGUGGGAUGUCAUAAUGAGGGUUUAUGAGAUUAAAAAGAAGGAUAAUAGAGCCCCUAUGAAAGUUGCUUUGGAAAUGAGAGUUGUUGGCUUAUCUGAAGUUACUCUGUCUCCUUUCAGAGUUAAUCAGUGUGAUUCAUAAAGUGAUAUUGGAGCAUUUUGCUCUAUUGAAGUACUUACUAUUGGAGCAAAUCACUGUACAUAUGAAAGCAAAGAUGAAUACUUAAAGGAAUGGGAAACCUUCUGCCAAGAUAUCUUUGAAAGAUGGUGCAAAUACAGAGAUUACAAUGGAAAUAUUAUUUAUCCCAGACCUCAUUUUGCAAAGCAAUGGGAGUUUUUGAAGUAUGUUCAUCCUGAGACAAAAGUAUCUCAAGAUAUCAAGACUUACCUUAAAAAUACUGUUUUAAAGGAAAGAAUUCCUCAAUUUAGAAAUGACCUAGAAGAAAUUGCUAAGUAGUCUAACCCUCCCUUCUCAUUUGAGGAUAUGAAGAAAAGAUUUCACAACUAGACUCUUUCAGAAUUCCUCUUUUCUGAAUGA